UUGCGGAAAGAAGAGCUGCAGAGACAAAGCUCGGGAGAAACGACGAGACGGGCGUAAGGACAUCAGAAGCGGAAUAAAAGGAAGAGGUUCCCACCUCCAACGGCUACUUCAGAUCUCUCUUUGCAGCGAAGAGGUGAGAUUUCGAUCGGCAUUGCUCCUUUUUUGCGCGCGAAUUUGCGCAGACGAUGAGAGAACAGAAGAACCAGACAACAGCCAUGAAUGAAGUGGGGGAUGUAAUAAUUGAUGUCGAAUGUCUUACACAGCCACCUGAAAUAUGUUGCUCUGGAAGUCCAAAGAUGUCUAGGAAGGCUCUUUCGCGAAAAGGUUCAAUCCGCAUGGAGAGACACACAGGUGGGGAGCAAGAAGCAUAUGAUGCAUUAAAAAAUCUUGUUAAAGCUGUACCUUCUCACAUGGAGCAGUUGAAACAGCCCCCUGUGCCAUUUAAAACUCUUCAGGCUGCACAAUCUGCACCUAAUAGCCUUGCUUUCUCAGAUCUGGGAGAAGGAAGGACCAAAAGAUUAAACCGUUUAACCACCAUUCAUCCAAGGAAGAUUCUUCUAGUCUUUGCGGCCAUGUCGAGCAUUGGGACAAUGGUUCUCAUAUAUUUCACACUCGCGAUCAGGCGAAUAGAUGGAGCUUAACUCUGAUCCUGAGGUUUGCCUUUGAGAACAACAAAGUUGUAUGUGUUAAAGUUGUCAGCAACACAACACAUGGACCCAAUUAUGACUUACAGAGGGAGCUUCUAAACCUUCUACUGGUAGUGAUCAUUGAUGGAAGAAGCAUGAUGACAGAGAAAGUAACCCACUGCUCUCUGCUGUAGUAUACUGGUGUGAAGUCUUUACUGUAAAAGCUGAGUUUGGUCAUGUGGAGCAGUGAACUGAGAGUUGGAAGUCCUCAUUGGACCACCACUCAAUGCUAUUCUGAGUGUGCUUGUAUUAUUGAAUGCUGAAGGGUUCUUAUUGUA
This is a messenger RNA of Musa acuminata AAA Group (dessert banana), 964 nucleotides long. Its product is annotated as putative 4-hydroxy-4-methyl-2-oxoglutarate aldolase 1. Gene Ontology annotation, biological process: regulation of RNA metabolic process. Lineage: Eukaryota; Viridiplantae; Streptophyta; Magnoliopsida; Zingiberales; Musaceae. The coding region runs from base 186 to 641 and encodes 151 amino acids. The record is from RefSeq and is a predicted model, not a curated record. The transcript has 5 exons. Gene Ontology annotation, molecular function: ribonuclease inhibitor activity.